This is a messenger RNA of Guillardia theta CCMP2712, 630 nucleotides long. RefSeq lists its product as hypothetical. NCBI's taxonomy places the organism in Eukaryota, Cryptophyceae, Pyrenomonadales, Geminigeraceae. The record is from RefSeq and is a predicted model, not a curated record. The transcript has 4 exons. Bases 1 to 630 code for a protein of 209 amino acids. Gene Ontology annotation, molecular function: peptide-methionine (S)-S-oxide reductase activity.
AUGUUUCAGCGGUGCCCACUACGUAGCUCCCCUGUCGACGAGUCCCUCAGCAUUGCUACCUUUGCCCUUGGGGUUGGCUACUGCGGAGGAAAGCAGAAGGAUCCGACCUAUCGCAAAGUUUGCUCUGAUCCUAUCUAUGCGGAUUGGGCAGAAGCUGUGCAGGUCGAGUUUGAUGAAUCGUCGAUAAGCUACGCUGAGCUUGUCGAGCAUUUCUUUCGCUCUCAUGACGCGUCCUUCGGAAGUGGCAAAAGGCAGUACAUGUCAGCAAUCUUCUACCACUCUGAAGAACAGGAGAAGACUGCGCAACAAGUUCUGAGCAAUUUCAAUACACAGAAACGUGUGGUGACUGUAAUCGAACCGGCGACGGACUUCUACGAUGCAGAGUUGUAUCACCAGAAAUGGCUGCUGCAGAGGCGGAGAGACUGGUUUGCAACAUUGGAGCUCAUGUCGCCUGAAGAUCUUGUUGAUGGACAAGCUGCGAGCGGUUUGAACGCAUAUGUUGCUGGCCACCUCUCCCAGAAGGAUUUUCGUGAUCUUGUUGACGUCUGGGUGAGAGAUAAGGUGAUCUCCAACGAUGUUUGGUCUGCCAUCCGCACGAAGCUCGGCUUCGAGUGUGAGAAUGAUGAAUGA